Molecule: messenger RNA, 3991 nt
Organism: Hypanus sabinus (Atlantic stingray)
Lineage: Eukaryota; Metazoa; Chordata; Chondrichthyes; Myliobatiformes; Dasyatidae
Product: proheparin-binding EGF-like growth factor
Exons: 5
Coding region: 1-456 (151 amino acids)
Biological process (GO): epidermal growth factor receptor signaling pathway; positive regulation of mitotic nuclear division; positive regulation of cell population proliferation
Source: RefSeq, a predicted model, not a curated record
AUGACCAGAGGAGCUGGAUUCACAGCAGUUCAAGCUGUUGUGAAGCCCGAAGGCAAAGACCAAAGGAAAAAUAACUCAAAAAAUCUUAAGGGCAAGAGGAAGAAAAAUAAAAAUGGAAAAAGGAAGCGAAAUCCCUGCAAAACCAUUUACAAGGAUUACUGCAUCCAUGGAAAGUGCAAAUACCUGAAAGAACUGAAUAAGCCCUCUUGUAUAUGUCUUCCUGGAUAUCAGAACGAGCGCUGUGGGAUACAAGCAUUGCACACCGGCAAAAACAAGAAGCAGUUCCACGACCUCUCCGUUACGCUGAUAGUUGUAGGUGUUGCUCUGGCCAUCUUCACACUAACCACUGUGACAGUUGCCGUGACAUUGCUUUUAAGAAGAAAAAUGAGAGUUGAAGGUGAAACCACGAAUGAGGAGAAACAGAAACUGAGAUCUGAAAAUGGAAUUGUGGUUUAGAAAUGAAGGUCUACUUUGGACAUCUGAAAAAUGAAGACCAAUGUAUCCAACUUCUGCCCACCUCUCCCUCCAGUUACUUCAUAUUUGUCACUGUUUUUGAUGUAUGCAAUAAUUAUAAACUUUAAAGCACAGCUGACUGUAACUUAUAGUGCCUAUAAUGUAGUUUUUAAAAAAAAAGCUAGUGUGUCUCAAAAUAUUGGUGGACAACAGUUGACACUGAGCUAAAGAGGGAGACAAAGAUCUUUGGCAUUUUGUAAUGUAUCAAAGGGUGCAGGAAGGUUUGGCGAGAAAAUGCAGAAUGGGCAUGGAAGUGGCUGAACGUGGUGCUCUCCAAGGGCAGAGAGAUUAAAGGAGAAAGGGAGAUAAAAUGGGUGGUGAAGAAACUGGCCAGCAGAACGUCCUGCUGAAAAGGCUUUCCUCCACGCUGUUGUCUCCCGGGAGCAGGUUCACAGGGCAGGACUCCCAGCGGAGCAGCCACAAGCAGACCAUCAUGAAAACAGAUUGUUCACUCCACCAGGUCCAUGCUGACCAGUGGCACCCAUCUAUAUUAAUCCCAUCUUCCCUAUGAUCACGCAGUGUGGAGAUGGGCCACCUUGCUCUCCAUAUGUUGGAUAAAAUUUCACCUGCAAAGGUGCUGGAUGUGACUCAUGUAAACAACUUUUUACAAUCUAUGGGUUUUUCAUGUGAGACACCAGAGACUGAUGCUUAUUGGUGGGAUGGGCACUAUCAGCAGGGAUUACUCAAUUCAGAUUGUAGCUGUGAUCCAGGAAACCUAUGAGGCUUCUUCAUCAAUAAUCUUUCUCUCUUGUGUGCCAGCAAUUGUGAAAUUUAGUAACCCUACUGCCCUAUUGGGGGGGUUGGUCACUCAGUGAAGCUCCCAACACUGCCUUCUCUCUAGGCCUUCAAAUCAGUGGAAUAUGGAAAGUUUGAGUGCAGAUAUUGUCAAAGGUUUCUUAAUAUAUCAGUAUUUAUUUGUUAUUUAAAAUUUAUUUAAAUAUAUGGUGUAUUUUUACAAAUAAACAGAUGGUAUUGAAAUUUAAAAUAUUCUGCAAUUAAAAAAAGUUGAAUGAAUCUCUAUCAUUGUCUUGGUGUUGAUGAGGGAUAUGGCAUUUCAACAGUCAUCCUUCUGAGAAAUAAACUGAACAAUGCUCUUCAUUCUUUGGGCUGAAGGAAUCCAGUCUAUUUAAAGAACAUUUUUUUUAAAUGGAAACUAUUCCUUUUCUACAAAUACCUUUGUGGAACCUAAACCUCUCGGGGACUUUUUGAAGUUUUGGAAGUCCUUUUAGUGACCUGUGUUAAAAGGGUUACACAAUUGAGUGCUUACUGAGUUUCUUAUUGAGAUGCGUUUGUCAGAGUUCAUUUUUGUGUAGAUUAAAGCCCAACAGAGCAAACUGUGGCUGAUGUGAGCCUUCUCGUUUAUGGUGAGAAGGUGUUGCCCUAUAGGUUUGGCAUUCUCCAUGUCUCACCCUCUUCACUUCCAAAUUUCUUGUCAUUUUCCAUUAGCAGCAGAGACCAGUCCAUUCCUUUCCCCAGAAUAACUAGAUAUCUGUGGUACAGGGGGAGACCAUUUGGCCCAUUGAACCAUGCUAGCCAGAAGUAGACCAGACUUUUCUCACUUCCCAGUACUUGAUGAAAGUUCAGCUUGUAAAUCAGGGGUGUAAGAGUGAUGGUGGCUCCUUCCUUCGCUCCUUUUUCAGCUGGUAAACUCUAAUAAUCCUCACUUGCUCUUGUCCGGAUGUAACUUCUGUCUCUACUUGCUGGCCUGUAUCACCGUCUUCAACUAUUUUAAAUUUCUUGCCUUAUUUCAGCCUUUUCACCACUCACGUCCUGUGGGUGCCGCCAGAGGUUCAAUAACUUGCUGUUCUUCUACCACCGUCCACAAUGCCUUAGAGUUAGAGUCAAAUGUUUGACAUCGAUGCCAAGCUUUCCCUAUUUUAACAUAAUUUCCUUUGUCUAAUUACUCCUUGAGACAAGAUAUUGUCAUACUUUAGGAACAAAAAAACCCAGAAUGGUACAGCAUAGUUCAAUGCCCAACUAACUAAUUCCUUCUGCGUACAGAAAGUCCAUAUCCCUCUGUUCUCCACACAUUGAUGUGCCUAUUUAAGAGAGCCUCUGUUGUACUUGCCUCCAUGAUCAUCCCUGGCAGCAAAUUCUGGCCACACACACACUCAUUUUAAAUGCAUGCCCUCCAGUUAAACAUUUUGUCCCUGAGGUAAAAUAGAUACAGGCUCUCUAGUCGGUCUAUGCCUUUCAAAAUCUUUUAAACUUCUACUAGAUCUCCUCUCGGCCUCCGCUGCUCCAGAGAAAACAGUCCAAGUUUGUCCAACCUCUCCUUUUUAGGAUCCACUCUCUGAUCCAUGCAGCAUCUUAAUAAACACCAUCAGCUUCAGAAUAUAAAGCCCUUAAUAGUGACGCAGUCCCUCAACUUCAUUCUGUCUUUAAAUCGGCGAUGUCUGAUCUCAAUCCUCCUCUCUUUCACCAGGAACCAUACCUCCAGUAUGACUAUAUCACAACCGUUUGUUUUACUUGACCCAGUAAUUCACCCACUCUGUUAUGAAUGCUUUCUGUACUUGGAUAAAGAGCUUUCAGACUUCUACCAUUUUCCCUUGGUCCCACUGUUAGUUGGAAGUAUUCUGUUAGGUUUGCUUUAACAUUCAACAAUGAGCCGGUAGUGUAGUGGCACCCACACCAGACUUCCAGGUGAGUGCCCCAGGUGGCCCCUUGCACAUUUUCCAUCCAUGGAGGGUUGAGCGUCGAGCUAGCAAUUUGGCCUUGUGAAAAAACAGACAAAAAUGUUAAAGAAAUUACAAGGUUGCCACCUGAUGCGCCAAAGCUGCAGAAAGGAACGGCUAUCCCACACGGCUGCUAUCAGGAAGGUAUUUUUUCCACUGAGGCUAGGGGAGAAAAAAAACAGAGGACAUGGGUUAAGGGUGAAGGGGGAAAAGUUUAAAGGGAACAUUGGGGGGGCUUCUUCACACAGAGAGCGGUGGGAGUGAGGAAUAAGCUGCCAUUUGAAGUGGUGAAUGCAGGCUCACUUAUAAUAUUUAAGAAAAUCUUGGACAGGUACAUGGAUGAGUGGUGUAUGGAGGGAUAUGGUCCAGGUGCAGGUUAGUGGGACUAGGCACAGUCAAGAAGGGCCAGAAGGCCUGUUUCUGUGCUGUAAUGUUCUGUGUUUUUAUGGUUCUAUUGAAGGCUUAGAUCCCACACCACCAGGUUCAGGAGCAGUUAUUACCUUGCAACCAUCAGGUUUCUGAAACAGCGUGGAUAACUUCACUCACGUCAACACUGAACUCUCACUUUCAAGGACUCUACAACAUUAAUUAAUUAAUGUAUUUAUUUGUUUAUUUAUUUAUUAGUUGUAUCUGCACAGUGUUUUCUUUUACUCGUUGGUUGUUUGCCAGUCUUUGUGUGUAGUUUUCGAUCGAUUCUAUUGUACCUGGUUCUACUGUGAAUGCCUGCAAGAAAACAAAUCUCAGAGUAUUAUAAGGUGAAAUAUGUGUACUUUGAAAAUAAAUUCACUUUGAAUUCACCAGUA